AUGGGCACACCACAUGUCUGCUUUGCGGACGAACUGCAGCAGGAGCACCACAACAACAACAACAACAAUGCGGCAGGCAGCACCAACAAAUGGCUUUUGGAGCUGGAGCACUCGACGAGCAACUCGCCAACGCCUCGCUACGAGCGCAACAUGGGCUUCUUUCAGCUGCUGAGCCGUCGGUUUGGCCUGAGGUCAAGCGAUGACCUAGUUCAUGGUGCAUGCGAUGACGCAGCUGCCGGCACAACAGCAGCGGCAGCGGCAGCAGCUGCACAGGAAGAGGACGCGCACAGUUCAUCGACCGACUCGUAUUCAUCAUCCCUGACGGCCAGCCGCGGAUUGGCCGCUGCGCGUCUGGAGCUGACGUCGUGCGCCUCCAGCGAGACCAGCAGCACCAUUGACAUCGAGGAGCAGCAACAGCAACAAAAUAUGGGCAAGCGCAAAUCGUUGAGCCGCACAAGCUUCUCACGACUGCAACGCCGGUCGACAUCGUCGCUGCGGCGCGCCUUUGAGAGCCUUGCGCUAACAUCACGUUCGCUGUCGUGCAGCGGCCCCUCCCCUCCGACACCGCCACAGCCACAGCAGCCGCCGGCGCCGCAGCCAUUGAAGUCUGCUCUGAAAUCGGCAUCGACCGUGGAGCUGCGACAGCAGCAGCAGCAUCACAGGGUGGCCUCCAAAUCGGCGAGCAGCUCGAGCGCCUGCUCGACAUCGUCCGCAUCCUCCGCAUCCGCAUCGUCGAAGAGCAAGGUGAAGCCGCCACCGCAGCGCAUACUGCGUCAGCCCGUAUCCUAUACAUAUCUAAAGGGCAUGUCCGGUCUGCCGACGCAGCGGGUGCCGCGCAGCUCGGUUUGCUGUCAGUACGCCAGACGCUAG
Drosophila novamexicana is the source of this 870-nucleotide messenger RNA. Its product is annotated as T-box protein H15. NCBI's taxonomy places the organism in Eukaryota, Metazoa, Arthropoda, Insecta, Diptera, Drosophilidae. The record is from RefSeq and is a predicted model, not a curated record. Bases 1 to 870 code for a protein of 289 amino acids. The transcript has a single exon.